This is a messenger RNA of Aplysia californica (California sea hare), 1117 nucleotides long. RefSeq names its product protein CDV3 homolog. Gene Ontology annotation, cellular component: cytoplasm. The record is from RefSeq and is a predicted model, not a curated record. Lineage: Eukaryota; Metazoa; Mollusca; Gastropoda; Aplysiida; Aplysiidae.
UCCGGUGUACAAAGUUAUCUCCCAUGCUCUUGUAUUGCGCAUGGAGGAUAGAGUGAUACUUCUUCACUCUUCUGACAACUCUCUCCUUAUUGUUUAGCUGUACACUAGUGAAUCACCCACAGCUGAACCAUGGCAGAUUCAAGCCUUGAUGACUUUUUUGCCAAGAAAGACAAAAGUAAAAAGAAAACGAAAACUAAAGUAGCGUCUGCGGGAGGCGACGUGGAUGACGGUUCGACGAAAGCUGUUGCGAAAAAAGAGAAGAAGAAGAAGGACAAAGACAAGCAAAACAGUGGAGGUGGAUCACAAAAUGUACUGAGAAAUGCUAAGGAGGACGAAGAGUGGAAAGACUUUGAGGAGGAGAAGGAAGUGGACUACUCUGGUCUGAGGAUUCAAAAUAUGCAGAUUGCCAGCAAAGAAGAGCAGGAUAAGGAAGCUGCCGAUGCAGAGGAAGAAGGAGAAGAUGAGGAUGGAGAGAACAAGGAGAGGAGGAGUGGAGCCUCUGGACCCUGGAACAAGAGCAAUGAGACUGGCAACGUGUCCACACCAGACGCCAAAAGUCCCCGGCAAGUACGUGCCUCCCGGCGCCCGGCUGGCUGCCUCCUCUGCCUCCUCCUCCUCUCCCAGUUUCCCGUCCAGGAGGAAGAAGGAAGCGCCGAACCUGCACAGCGAGGAAGAUUUCCCGACUCUAGGAGGCGGACCCACGCCGGGGAGACCAUACAACCCGUACAGCAGCUCUGGAUCCUCCGACGUGAUCGACCACCCGGCGCACAGGAAGGGAGUUAACCUCACCCUGGAGAACAAGUUCUCCGCCCUGCAGGAUUGACGGAGGACCGCACGGUAGACCUGGGAUAGAUGGAGGAGGCCGGCCGCUGUGGUGGUAGUGGACGCGGUGGCGGUCGUCGCUGUGGUGGUGUGGUGUCAUCGUCGUUGUUGCUGUUGCUGUUGCUGCAGAUUUGUGUUCUGUGCAUGUUUGUCAUUUACGACGGAAGCACUCGCUGCGCGCAUGUGUGUGUGUGGGUGGGUGUACGCGCAGACAAGAAAUCAUGCUCGCUGUGUUUGUGUGUGUAAAAAGACUUUGCGAUGUGUGGUAGUGUGUGUGCUGGUGUGUGUGUGUGAA